Molecule: messenger RNA, 1356 nt
Organism: Didymella exigua CBS 183.55
Lineage: Eukaryota; Fungi; Ascomycota; Dothideomycetes; Pleosporales; Didymellaceae
Exons: 2
Coding region: 156-1076 (306 amino acids)
Source: RefSeq, a predicted model, not a curated record
CGCGGCAACGCUGUUUACACCCCGAUCGCUCCACCUCCUUAGUGCAAAGCAUUCACAUGUCGUUCACCAUUUCCUGGAGCGUCUUCUGAGCUUUAAAUAAGGCAGUUGGCGAAGAUUCAGACCUCUCGAUUAAUCGACCACCCUGGGGGGCGAUCAUGUGCGACGCAACGUUCACAUUCGGCCAAAGAGGAAGCCACUUCUUCCAGUGCCCGUCGAGGCGGGAGAUCGCUCGCCUGCCCGCAAAAUUGACGGCCUUCCUUUCAUCAUCGCAACUCCAACAAGUCCACCACAUCGCCCUCGGCUUUCAGGACAGCUUCCUAAUCACAUGGCGCGACCGCUCUGGACUGGAUCGAAUGAACAGCCUAGGGCUUCCAGACGAGCUAACGACUUUUCUCUUUGCCAAAAAUGCGCAAGACCAAUUGAUUCGCAACAUACCCGCCAUCCGUUGCGUCCUAGGACCCUACAACAAUUCUUUUUUCGUACACGACUCUUCCGCAUACAUAUGGAUGAGCAUCCCAGACGGACUACUGACUGCAUUGCAAGCCCGUAUAAAGAGCGGGUCUUGGAUCGAUAAGCCGCGCAUUGUGGCUCUUGGUGCGGACGAUGGCUUUCUUCUAAUCACAGAAAAGAACGUGGCGAUCUGGGAUCUAGAGAAGUACAAGACGGUAUCAGAUAUGCUAGAAUCUGCACGCGCUCAGGCACAUGGGAUCCGGGACAUUCGCAACAUCGUUCUGCACGCUUAUCGGUAUGGGUGCUACGUCGCGCAGUCCAAGACCGGGGCUUUGAUGCACGGUAAUUUGCCGGCCCACCAGAUCUCCGGUAUCAUGUGCAUGCUUGGGCCGGUUCUGCGGGAUACAGAGCGUGCAAGAGGCGCCGAGAGAAAGAUUGCGGAGCGCAGAGAGAGCGAGCGCGACAAUCUGCAACGUAGACCGAGUGGACUACAAGAAAGAGCACGGAUCAAGAGGGAGUGGAGUGAUCACAAACAACAGUUUACUGCGCAGUCCAAGGGGCUGAAGUUGAGUGUGAGCGUCAGUUUCGGCGUUGGGGGACUGGCCAGGAUGCUCGGAGGAUCAUAGGGGACUUUCAUCGAUUACAUCCGCGCAGGCACACAAGCACCUGCCCCGUCGCCCGAGUGGUGCAUUCACAACUUCAACCCCGAUCGUAGUUCCGAAAAGUCCCUCAUUCAUCGUCACUCGGCCCGCGACUAUGCGCUCUCAACCGCGCAACUCAAACACGCUUGUGUCUGAAGGACCCAGAUAGUGCUCAACACAACCCUCAGUAGCAACCCACGUCUUAGGGAGGACGUUUUAUAAGGACAGAAAGCGCCGAGUCAGGUUUGCCUUCUUCACCAUUUUU